This is a messenger RNA of Effrenium voratum, 336 nucleotides long. The record is from the annotation of a GenBank genome assembly. Lineage: Eukaryota; Dinophyceae; Suessiales; Symbiodiniaceae.
AUGGACCAAAUGCUUCUGAAGUGCGAGCAGCCUGAAGCCGUGCUGGCAUUGCUCGUCACGCAUCGGGGCGUAUUCUUCGUGCACAACCUGGUGACCGCCAUUCAGGUUUUGGCGUCCUUGGACGAGGUCAAGGACCCAAUCGCCUUGAAUCGGCUUCUGCGGGACCCAAGAUACGACCUGCUGUUGCGGGACCUGGUCCGGUUUGUUCCCAAGCUGGACUUCCAAGCCAUGACUCACAUCGUGCACUGCCUGCAGCAGUUGGAUCACAAGUGCCCCAAGCGCGUUUUGCCCCGGUUCGCGGGUUCGGAGCCAGGGUUUCGCGGGUUUGGCUGGUGA